This is a messenger RNA of Diversispora eburnea, 660 nucleotides long. The record is from the annotation of a GenBank genome assembly. NCBI's taxonomy places the organism in Eukaryota, Fungi, Glomeromycota, Glomeromycetes, Diversisporales, Diversisporaceae.
GCUCUUGAUAAAGCCACAGCCUCAAAAAGUUUUACAUCAAUAGUCAUUGCGCAUCGACUAUCUACUGUCAAAAACGCGGAUAAAAUUGUGGUGAUGAAUCAAGGUGAAAUUGUAGAAAUUGGGAACCAUGAAGAAUUAAUUGCGAAACGCGGUGCUUAUUAUAACUUAAUUAAAGCACAAGAUUUAAAAGUCGGAGAUAACGAUGUGGAAGAAAUUGAAGUUUCUUCCCAAUCUGAGGAUGAUCCAGAUAUAAAAAUAGUAUUUGAAGAAAAAGAUUUACGAAGAAUACCCACAAAAAAUUCAAACAAGAGUAAAAUGACUACAAAAGAUUCUUUUGAUGGAUCAUUGAAAAGUUUAGAAGAGGAGGAAGACAAAAAGAAGUUAAAACAACCAUCUCCUUAUGGAAAAAUCCUCAAACUUCUUCAAAAGUCAGAAUAUCCAUUAUUAUUCACGGGUUUAAUUGGCUCUGUUAUCAGUGGUUUAAUUUUACCUAUAUUUUCAGUUCUGUUAAUAAAUAUAUUAAAUUCUUUUUCCAAAACUGAAGAUUCAAACUUCUGGUCAUUAAUGAUUUUUAUUCAGGCCAUAGCUUCUGCCGUUGGUAACUUUGGCCAUACAUUUUUCUUUGCUUUUGUUGGAGAAAAACUCACAUGGCGUCUUAGA